CUUAGAGAAGAAGUCUUUAUGAAAAACAGUUUCAGUUACAACCGGAAGGCAUCAAGUAUGAUAAUAAUAAUCGAUAUUUAAAUAGCCUUACCUCGUCGCUCUAGUGAAAGUGUAACACAAGGAAACAAUAGAGGCUUGUGGGAGAAGGAGAAAAAAGGUUGGGCGUCAAGAAAGAAAGGAAGGGAAGAAAAUCAGCGAGAGGGAGGUGAGUUCAAACUAGGUGUUGAAGACAGCGGAGGGCCUUAAGUAAAAGAGAGGAUUUCCACUCUGGGCGAGACAAGUAGGGGCUGGAGGGCUGUGGCUUAACAGGUGUCCCUUUUCAGCCUUUCUUGCAAUCUCUAUCCCCAGGAAAACCUAUUGAAAGCAUGAUAGAAAUCUUGCAAGAAGAAGUUCUGGGGUGCACCGCGGGUGCAAGGUUCUGACAGGGUUAAAACAGUCACCUGCAGCUGAAGUGAGACUCAGAUGGGAAGUAGGAAGUGCUGCGCUGGAGCUUCCUGUAUAAAUAAAUGCAGCUCCCCCCCCUCCCCAACCCCCCCGAAAAAAAGAAAAAAAAAAAAACCCUGCUGUUGGCUAGCCGCUGCGCUACCCAAUGUUGCCUGUGUAAGCUGUGAUAGCAACAUGCUCUUGAGAGCAGAGAGGAGAUUGUCCUACCCCGUCUUUUUAUAAAGGUCUGGGAAGACGAGUCCUGUUGCAAUCCUGAAAAGUGUAUAGCUGUCAGCAGCUGCACACGGGAAAAGCUCCCGGUGAGCAAUGAAACAGUUUCUCCUUUCCAGUCCGGGAGCAGCCCAGAGUGGUUGGUGAGAUAUGAACCUCUUCGGUUGCUCUGAGGAGUGAGUGUGGGGUUGUCUGAAAGUCAGACAGAAGCUGGGAGGCGAUCAACCUCUUGGUGCAAGGGAUUAAGAAGAUCCAAGAAGUGACCAAACAUACUGAUGGACUCUGCUGGUGAACUCUGCUAUCACAAUAUGACAAUGGAAAAACCAGCUACUGGAGAACUAGCCUUGGAUCCUUUGGUCACUUGCAAGCUCUGUCUUUGUGAAUAUUCUCUGGACAAGAUGACCACUCUUCAGGAAUGUCAGUGUAUCUUUUGUACAUCGUGCCUGAAACAGUACAUGCAGCUGGCAAUUCGAGAAGGAUGUGGAUCUCCCAUCACUUGCCCUGACAUGGUGUGCUUAAAUCGUGGUACCCUACAGGAAUCAGAGAUUGCCUGCUUGGUAUCAGUGGAUCAAUUUCAGCUUUACCAACGGUUGAAGUUCGAAAGAGAAGUCCAUUUGGACCCUAGUCGGACAUGGUGUCCUGUUGCUGACUGCCAGACUGUGUGCCAUAUUGAACAGAAUAAUUCAGGACAGCCCACAAUGGUCGAAUGUCCUUCUUGUCACUUGACAUUCUGCUCAUGCUGCAAAGAUACCUGGCAUGCUGAUCGCUCUUGUCGGGACAGCCAGCCUGUUGUUGUCUUGCCAACAGAACAUGGAGCCCUCAUUGGGAUGGAUGCAGAAGCCCCCAUUAAGCAAUGCCCUGUUUGCCGGGUCUACAUCGAACGGAAUGAAGGUUGUGCUCAGAUGAUGUGUAAGAAUUGUAAACACACAUUCUGCUGGUACUGUCUCCAGAACCUGGAUAAUGACAUUUUCCUCAGACAUUAUGAUAAAGGGCCCUGCCGAAAUAAACUGGGUCACUCCCGAGCCUCUGUGAUGUGGAACCGAACACAGGUUGUAGGGAUUCUCGUGGGACUGGGCAUCAUAGCCUUGGUGACUUCACCCCUGCUGCUGCUGGCCUCCCCCUGUAUCAUCUGCUGUGUUUGCAAAUCCUGUCGGGGCAAGAAGAAAAAGCACGACCCGCCCACUACCUAAGCCUGCCCCCGUGGGCAGCGUGUCCAGGAUAUGGGCGGUAUCCUGCGUGAGGAUCUGGUGUGGUGCCCUCUUUAGCAGAUUCGUCUCCUUCUCCUUGCCAACCUUUGGAAGUGCCUAUUGUCUACGGGCUUUGAACUUGCUUGUGAGUCUCAGUGUGGGGAAGGGCCAAGCUUUAUGUUGUGUUUGAAGAAGCCUGGUUGUGAAGCCCAGACUACGAAUGUGGGAUAUGUCUGGAAACCUUGGGGCUGAAUGGGAAGGACCAGUGUCACUUGUCAUCCGAAGCUCCGUGACUUCUGGACUGGUCAUCUUGUGGCCGAGGAGAAGGAGCCCGAGGAGAUCUCUCCUGUUACAACAAACUGUGUUGCUGUGAUGAUUGCAUGUAUGAUCGGAGUGCUAGAGGAGACUUAUCUGAAGCUCUGUGAUUCCUGAACUUGACAGAAGAAGGAGCCUGGGGAAACAUCUCCUUUCAAAACAAACUAUUGCCAUGAUUAUUAUAUGUAUGAAAGCGCUGGUUGGGGAACGAGAUGGAAAUGCUGACUUGGCUAGAUUAGAUAUAUUUAUUUUCCUACCAUGAUAGAGUAGAGAGGGCUGAUGCAAAAUCUUUGCUGUGUGUGUGUUGGGGGGGAGGAGGGGAUGUUGAGGUGGGGAAGGAUCCACUUUCUUAGCAAAGAAAGGAUCUAAGAUAAAUAGCCCACCAUAUCUUGGGGAUGUAUCUGUAGAAAUGGUAUCACUGCUUCUUCUGUGAAGGUAGAAUAGGCUGAGUGUUUGGUGUGUCAGGGUACCACAUUCGCAAUAUCUAUGGAAGGUUUUGGGCUAUAUUUUGGUAACUUUACCCUGGGGAAGAGAAGGAGGUUAGUCUCAGUUUUCAGUAAGAGGAUUCAUGGAAUGAGAGGAAUGGUAGUAUGCCCAUUCCAAUAUCGCCACCUAGCAAGUCCAAUUUUCCAAGGAGACCCUUGUUUUGUACUUAGAGGACCUCUUUUAGAAAUGUGUUUUAUGUGAAAGAAAAAGGGGUAAAACUCCAUUAUAAAAGAUGAUAGGCAACAAAGUUUGACCCUAUAAUCUUAGAGCUUUAAGUUGUAGAACGGGGCCUAAAAACAAAUCCCAUCCACAAAUAUAGGUCAUAAAUCCCAUAUCUACUAUAUAUCCAUCUGGUCUCUACUUUGAAAGAAAUCUCCAUUGCACAUCCAUGUGAAGCCAGUCUAGAAAUACCCAGAUGUUAUGAAGAUAAACAGCUCCUUAAAAAAGGAAUGAAAAUGAGAUCAUCCCUUUUACACUGAAUAUACUCAAUUUUGAACUGGCCUUCAGAGCUGUUCCUAACUGAGUAUGUCCUAAAUCUUGUCAUAGCAGUGGAGAAUAUAAUUCUUGUGCCAUGCUAGGAUGGAAAGCAACAUUUUUAGUUCUCUUACUGUCUUCCUUUCAGAACCAGUUCUCCCUUGGACCCAAUACAACAUGUCAAUUUCUCAGUAUCCAUAUUUAGAAUUGUAUUAUUCAUGCACACUACAGUUCCAUCUCACCCACUUAGUGGGCAAUUUCUUGAGUUUCUGUAGCCAGAUAGAAAGCCAGUAACCUAGAGGCCAGUUUCUGAAGAUAGGCCUCUCUGUACUUGAGUUGAUCCUCAGAGGUCAAUGGGACCUUUCCCUCAGCCCAUAAUAAUAGCUUUUAAACCUUGUUGGGACCCAUUAGGGAUAUCAAGCUGCUCAGCAUUAAGAACCUUCCAUACCCCACUGAGGCAUCUAGAUAGAGUUUCUAGGUAGAAGAUGUUAGUGAAAAGGCACUACAUGAGGUGCUAAUUUUAAAAACUAAUUUAUCAUAGGUUGCUUCAGAUGAAAAUGCACAAACUCCAUUUUUUUUCUGAGACUUGUGUCACUUUUUGGAUGCUUGUGGACCUGCUUUUCCUAUAACUCCAUAACUUGAACUUUUUAAGGACAUCUAUUAUAUAUGGUUGGUAGUCUAUGCUCAGUGCAUAAAAAAUUAAAUAAAUUCUGAUCCUGGGGGUUUGUGGUCAUCUUCCUCUAAAGCUAAUGGCUAUUCAGAAGCUAUUUGGAUAUACAGUAUUUACUGAUAUACUUGGCUAUUUGAUUUAUAAGAUUGCCGUAGCACAGAUCCCAGUUGGUCACAUAUGCAUUUCUAAAGAACAAAGGUUUGCUCAAGCAAGAAGGUAAUGGGGAUGUACAUUUUUAAAGCACUUUAACUCAAACAUGUUAUGUAUUGAUUUGUCUUUUUUUUUUUUUUCGGUUAUCCCCAGCACUUAGCAUAGUGCUUGUCACACAGUAAGCACUUAAUAAAGGCUUUUUGAUUGAUGGUGUGAAAUUAAACAUGCACAUUUUUUAUGAUUUGUAAAAGUUAUAGAAAAGAAUUCUGGGAAAGCUUAUGGAGUGGCCUCCAACCAAAAAUAACUUUGAAUAGUUAUAUAAAUGUCAUUUUUCACUCUUCUUCUGCUUGCCUUGAUUUUAUUUUUCCCUACUAAUGAAAAACACUCACCUAUUGCCAGUGGUGCCUUUUCUGUGGUGACUCUCAUGAAAAAGCUUACUGAUCUUUUUCUACCUGGAACCUGUUGUCUCACUGUAGGCGAGGGGGUUUCUUUAUGUGAUGAAAACAAUCAUAAGCACUCAAAGAAACUUUAUUUCUCUAACGGGAAAGACAUGAAUUUCUAGUAUUAUAUUUUGUACUUUGAAAUGCUCAUAACUAAAAAGCAGAUAAAGUCUAGAAAUGAUUUUAUUUAGAAAGAAUCAAAAUAAUAGCUAACAUUUAUAUAGCGCUUACUAUGUGCCAGGUACUGUGCUCAGUGUUUUACAGUUAUCAAAUUUGAUCCUCAUGACAAUCCUGAGAGGUAGCUGCUAUCAUUAUCCCCAUUUUAUAGAUGGGGACGUUGAAGUUAAAUGAUUUGUUCAGGGUCACACAGCUAAGUAUAUGAUUGAGACUUUUGAACUCAGGUCUUCAUGACUGCAGGCCUACCACUCUAUCCACUGCAAUAGUUUUUUUGCAGUAAGAGAAAGACUUUUAAGGAUGAAGGGAUAGAGAAAGGAGCAUCUAUGAGUCAGGUUUCAGGAACCUGCUUUCUUACGCUUUAUAUCUGUGACUUUAAUUAUUAACCUAGAAAGCUUCCUAAGGGUUAAUAUGUAGACACAAGAGAAGCCCAGCCAUGGAUAGAGCACUGAUCCUAACAUUGAGAAUAUCCGAGUUCAAAUCUAACUUCAGAUACUCAGGACUUACUAGCAUAUGUGACUAUAAGAAAGUCAUUUAAUCUCAAUUGCCUCACCAUUCCCCAAAAUCAACCCUCACAAAAUAAACAAAUAAUCCCAAAUACAGCAAAGAUUUUAAGAAAUUAACCCAGUUUUUUUGAAAGAUGUUUGAGGGAAUUAAGAUAAGAUCCCACAAACAGCCAAACAAUUUGGCAGGUAAAGGACUGAGGCAGAUACUUGAAUGUUGGAACUUAACUGUGUAGACAAUACUCUUCAAUUUGAGGCAUGAAAGCAGCCUGAAGAUUCUAAAUAUAGCUAAAGGUACUGGUAACUUGGAUUAAUUAUAAACAGAAAGGUUUUGUAAAUAUUCCUGUAAAGCCUGCAAUGUGGCAAUAUUAGCUAGCCAGAUGAAAAGGUGAACUUGGACUCUGUCUCCCUAAUAGACCCUUUGAGCCUAUUCUAUCCUGGUGAUUUCAGUUUCCUCAUGGGAGGAUUGAAAAUCAUACUAUAGCUUAAUUCUGGGGUACUAUAACCAUAACUUUAAUGUUUGAGGAUGUUGUAGCAAUAUGAGAUUUUUUAUUUUCAAAGUGGUAUAGUGUAGGGUAGAUAAUUGAGGAGCAAAGAUUAACUUCUACCAGGAGUGAACAUCUUAUAAAGUCCAGAAUGAACAAUUGAAAUUUUUAUACAGAAAUCUGCAGUGACUUCCCAUUGUUGUCUAUAGAAUAAGAUGAUAGAAAGUACAUUAUCUGGCAUUUAAGGCUGUUCACGUUUGGCCCAAUAUAUUUUUCCAACUUAUUUACAUGACUCCUUUUUACAUAUUUUUAUAUUCCUGUUGAAAUAGAUAACAAAUUGUUUUUUGAACAUGAUACUUCCACUACCAUUUGUGGAAGUCAUCAUGCGUGUCUAGAAUGUACUUACUAGCAGUCUUUGUCUUUUCUCAGCACAGGUGCUGGGUUUUCUUGAAUUUCUUGAAUUAUUUUGAUUCAUAAAUUAGUUUUUUUUUCUGUGAGGCAAAAGGGGUUAAGUAACUUGUCCGGGUUCAUAUAGAUAGUAAGUGCCUGAGGCCAAAUAUGAAUUCAGGUCUUGCUGACUCCAAGGACAAUGUUCAAUCUACUAUACCACCUCCCUGCCCCAUGAAUUACUUUUUCUGAUUUCCAACUUCUUCACUCCCAGAUGAAAGUAAGUGAUCUUUCCACUCUUAGCUUUUCCUACAGCACUGUUGGGAUCUCACCUUCACUUUCAUCACAAUAAUACCUUGUAUAAUACUUAACUGAGAGCAUAUUGUAUUGCCUCACCUCCAGCAGAAUCUGGGCUUCUUGAGUGGAGAAAGUGACUUAAAAAAAUCAUUACCCAACUCAAGGUCUCAUAUUUAGUAGAUUCUUAAUAAAUAUUUGCUGAAUGGGUCAGUUACAUUUAGAAAAGUUUUUUUUUUUUUUUAAUACUUCCUUGAUCUUUUGUUUCUGUUUAGAAUAAUAAUCUUAUUUUGGUUUCUGGGAGAGUCAAACUAGGAGCAUAGCUGUCUAAUUAAGUGAUGCUUAGAAUGAUAAAAAUUCUUGUUCAGGCUGUGAUUAUUUGCUCUGAUCUUCAAAUGCAUUUUGAGAAAGCAAAUAAAGGAUUUCUGCUGCAGUUGGUAUCAUGCAGUCCUGGCUCUACACAGUUCAAAAGCUAUGUCUUAUUAUUAUUUGGAGGCAAAUCAUAAUUUUCUGAGUCUCUGAUUUUUAUUCUCUUCUCUAAAACUGAAAAAUCUGAAUAUUUAUUACUGUUUGUUUCACUCCCAUUUCUGCCUCUAAAUGAUUGUUUUUUUUUCUGUUUGUAAAUUAUAAAUAUAUGAUUGUUUCCAUGUAUAUAGAUUAAUAUAUUUAAUAAAUACCUAACUUUAAGGGCAAUAGGAAUAUAAUUAUGAACAAAUUUUUCACUGAACAGAAGAUCACGUUGUUCUUAAGGGUCAGUAUUUUAUCUUAGUAAUGAUAUUGGCUUCUAUGCUUCUUGCCAUUUUCCAUUUGCUUAAUAGUGUCCGAUUUUAUUCUCUUUUAACUUUUAUGUUUCCUUUUCAAUUAAAUCUUUAAGAAAAUGGCCAAGGAAGUAUUAAAUUGGAACUUUGGAAUGAAUAAAUAAAACCCUUUCAGUCCUUUAAUAAAAUUGCCCUUCUUUGCAUUGGUAUCUCCUUGGUAAAUCUUGAUAAAUUCUCAAGUCUUCUGCAAUUGAAUGACUUCAGGUUUAGCAAAUAUUAAGUGCCUGCUAAGUAGAUGUAGGCAUUGAAGAAAAAGGAAAGAGCUAAGAACAGGUGAUUUCUUAUUCAUGCUAUAUUGAUUCCAUUCAGAAUUUCAGGCUGAAUGGCUGCUCUCAUCAAUGAAUCAAUCGAUUAUCUUAUGUUACUACCAAAGGCAGAGGAUGCUUUGGAAAGAGCACUAUAUUGCCUAUGGUCAGAGAGUCUGGGUUAAAAUUCUGACCUCUAGACAAAUCUUUGACUUGAGUUUUCUCCUCUAAAAUAAGGAUUGACUGGAUAACAUCUACGAUCCUUUCUAGCUCUAAUCCAAGGAGGAACUACUACAAAGGCCACUAUUAUUGAAAUUUUUGAUCAUCUCUGAUUAUACAUGUGUUGCAAAGUUGUUAGAUAGCACUGUUAAUUAAUGCAAUAGGUGUUUCCUUUUAUUGGUUAAAAAAAGUGUUUAAAAAAUGCAUUUGGUAAAGUUGGAAAUUAAGGUUCCAUUUAUUCAAUUGACUUUCAAAAAAUCAAUUGUUAAUCCAAACUUACGAUGAAUUUUAGAAAUAGAUUAAGAAUCGUUACUGUUACAGUUAAGAAAUCCCCCACGGAUUCUUCCAUACCUUGGUGGUAAUGAGUAAUUUAGACACAUUGGUAAUAAUCUGUUAUUGUUAGAAGCAUUGGGACAAUGUAUAGAGAGCCAAUCUUGAAGCAAGUCUGAACACUGGGGUUCAAGUUUCUCUUUUUAUUCAAACUGUAGUUCUGAACAAGUCUCUCUAAAACUAUAAUUGCAGAUAGCAGAGGAAGUGCUAACUGAAGAGUUAUACAAGAAGUUUUUUUUUUUUUUAAAUUUGGGAGUUCUCCAUCCCUCUAUUUCCCUGUGUUAUGGCUAUUCGAGCAUAUGAGCUAUCUGAGCUUCUAAUUAACAGCUACCAUAAUUCUAACUUCUCUUUUGGUAAAAUCCGUAAGAUCACUUUGAGGACACUUCUAUUUAGCCAAAUGUUGUUCAUGAGAUCUUGUAACAUAGCAAUAUUGUGUAGUUUAAAAAAAAAUAGAAUUUCAGUGUUCAGCAAAUUUAAUGAAUUUUCAAAUAAUUCUUAAAUAGGUGGCUUCAUACUCCAUUGAUGAUUAACCAAUGCUGUAUGUAGCACUUAGUUUCAUAUAAAUGAAACUAUAUAACUAAUAUAUUUCAGAAGAUUUGAUGAUCAGAAUUAUACCAUAUUGUAAAUUUUGGGGUAUGCUGGAAAACAAAUAUUUUCUGAAGCUUUCAAAACAAUGAUCUACCUGUACCAUACUACUAGAGUACAUUUUAUUUUUUUUAACCUUGAUUGUUAUUAGACUAGGUAUAAAAUAACUUGCAUAUACAUGGCAAUUCUAACUUUUGAAAAUUAUUUUUAAAAUGAAAAUAGUAUGCUUCAAUUUUCAUUUAGUUUUCAUAGUUCUUUCUCUGGAUAUGGAUAGCAUUUUCCAGUGUGAGUCUUUUAGAGUUGUCUUAGAUCAUUGUAUUGCUGAAAAGAACAAAGUCUAUCUAAGUAGUUAAUCCACACAAUGUUGCUAUUAUUGUGUACAGUGUUUUCCUGGUUCUGCUUCCUUUACUCAGCAUCAGUUCAUCUAAGUCCAGGUUUUCUGAAAUCUGCCUGCUCUUAAUUUUUUAAAGAAUAGUAACAUUUUGUUACAUUCAUAUACUACAAUUUGUUGCCAUUUCCCAAUUGAUGGACAUCCCCUUUGUUUCCAAUUCGUUGCUAUCACAAGGAGAGCCCUUAUCAACAUUUUUCUUCAUAUGGGUCCUUUUCCAUUCUUGUCUUCAUAUCAGCAAUAUGAGAGAGAACAUGUGUCAUGUGCAUUUUAAAGAUAAAGAAAUUGAAUUAGAGAAAGAUUGGGUCUUUCUGAAGGUUAGUUAAUGGAAAGUGUAAUAUAUUGUGGAGAGAAUAAUGAAUUUAAGGUCAAAAAUCCUGUUAGUAAGUUCCAACUCUGCCUCUUAGUAGCUGUGAGGUUUUGAAUUCAUCUCAACCUUAGGUUUCCCAUCAAUAUAAUAUAGAUAAUAAUAUUUGCAUUAACUUAUAGGCUUUUUGUGAGACUUUCUAAAUGCUAUAUAAAUGUCAGUUUAUUUCUAGAGAAGUAGUAUGUUAUCAGGGAAAAAGUGUUCAACUUGAAGUCAAAAGAACCCAGAUUCAGUUCCUACCUCAGAGUGACUAUAGGCAAGUAAUUUAAUCUUGGACAAUACUCUACAACUUAAGUUAUAAUGAAUAAAGAAUAAAGGUGAAGGAGUCCUCAUAAGUCCCUGGUAUAUUAUAAUUCAAGACUAGGUCAGAAUUUAAACUUGGUCCCCAACUGUCAUAUCAGCAUAAAGCUUUUUACAAUUCUACUGAAUGUGUCUUCCCUUCUAAGUACAAUCAAACUUACAGAGUCCAUACUACUUUUUUUCUAUCACAUAAUUCACAAAAUUAUAUAAAAGAUUCCAUCACCUGUGUUAAUAGACAUUGGAUCACCUGAAGAGGGCUAAUAUCUUAAAAGUCAUUUUUCUUUUUGCCUAUGUAUAAAUACAUAUAAAGCCAAUCAGGUAUAUUGUCUCAUUCUCACCUCCCACAAAGGAUUUUCUAGGAAAUGAAAGGGAGGAACAGGUUAAGGAUAAUUCAUUUUAGAAUAAUGUCAGAGGUUCUUGUGUAUUUGAUUAUUUUAUGGUGGAAUCUCUACCACUCUAGGUCUAGUUGUUCUCCCCAAGUCUCUCUUUAAUGUCCU
Molecule: messenger RNA, 9968 nt
Organism: Antechinus flavipes (yellow-footed antechinus)
Lineage: Eukaryota; Metazoa; Chordata; Mammalia; Dasyuromorphia; Dasyuridae
Gene: RNF144B
Product: ring finger protein 144B
Exons: 8
Coding region: 930-1844 (304 amino acids)
Biological process (GO): positive regulation of proteasomal ubiquitin-dependent protein catabolic process; ubiquitin-dependent protein catabolic process; protein polyubiquitination
Cellular component (GO): cytoplasm; ubiquitin ligase complex; mitochondrial membrane
Molecular function (GO): ubiquitin protein ligase activity; zinc ion binding; ubiquitin conjugating enzyme binding
Source: RefSeq, a predicted model, not a curated record